Messenger RNA from Lotus japonicus, 2552 nucleotides. RefSeq lists its product as uncharacterized. Lineage: Eukaryota; Viridiplantae; Streptophyta; Magnoliopsida; Fabales; Fabaceae. The transcript has 6 exons. The record is from RefSeq and is a predicted model, not a curated record. Bases 85 to 1098 code for a protein of 337 amino acids.
CAUACCUCUCUAUAAAUACACUUGCUUCCACAUAUCAGUUCUCCACCAACCAUCUGUUUUCCAAUUAACAACUUAGUUGCUAUCAUGGCUUCUCAAUUCGAUGAUGUGAUUAAUCUUCGACCUGGGAAGGAGACAUGGAGGAUGCUGGUCAAGAUCAUACGCAUCUGGUAUAGCCAGGGCUAUACUAAUUCCAAAUUACCAUUAUCUCUGGAAAUGGUUGUAAUGGAUGCCAAGGGGGAUAAAAUACAUGUCAUCAUUAGGAAGACAAUCAUGUAUAAAUUUGAGACGACUCUUAUUGACGGAAACGUCUAUAGCAUGUCCUAUUUUGAGGUUGCUGACAAUACUGGGUUGUUCAAACCAACUAAACACCCCUACAAAGUUAAUUUCCAGUUUAACACUGAAGUCCGCCCAAUGAACCAAAAUCCCAUUUCUGUUGAUCCUUAUUCGUUCGUCCCUCUUGCUGACGUGAUGUCUACCGCUUAUGAUACAAAUUUUUUAAUUGACGUCAUUGGAAUCCUCACUGUUGUUGGAACUGAGAGGGUGAUUGAAAGUCAUGGAAAGAAAACAAAGAUGAAUGUCAUUGAAAUUGACUCUUAUGGGGUCAAGAUGGAGUGUGCCUUAUUUGGACCCUAUGUCGAAGAUCUCAAUCUGUUCCUUAAUGGUGGUGAAAUGGUGAACGUAGUUAUUCUUCUCCAAUUUGUCAAAGUCAAGACAUGGCAAGGGAAUUUGUCUUUGCAAAAUGUGCAUGGGGCUACAAAAAUGUUGUUUAACCCCGCAGUCGACAUAGCUGUGGCUGUCAUGGAAAGGUUUUCAGCAAGUAAUGAUACAGGAUCGCAAUCUCUAAGUCAGCUUCAAGAUUCAAGCAAGGUUGUAGAUGAAGAGGACUUCUUAAUCUUAACCCCUCGAAAGACCAUUGCGCAAGUCCAUGACAUGAAGGAGAAUUCGGUGUGCAUUGUAUAUGCCACUAUCAGCUAUGUAGAAGAGGGUAUGGACUGGUGGUACACUGCAUGUAAAUGCAAUAAAAAAGUUUAUCCAGAUGAAAAGAUGUAUUUCUGUGAGGUCUGCAACCGCCACGUUGUCCACGUUAUCCCAAUGUGAUAGAUUGUAAUAUCGUCCAUUCCUUUGAUAUGGAUUAUUUCCAUUAAGGUUAGACCAAACGACUUCCAACUUCACUAAGAAUGUUGUGUACACUGAGGUUUUUGAUAAUAUAUGAGCAGGAUAGUAUUGUAGUCCAUUGGACGUAUCUUUCAAUUAUUUAAUUUGAAAUCUCCCACAUGGUUGACUUUGUUUUGAACUAAUAUCCUACAAAAGUAGUUAUGAUUUUAUUCAUACCAUUAAUUCUUCACUGCAUGCAUGAAUCACGCAUGCUGCAUCUGACACUCUUGCUCCCUUUUUUCUUUUUCUAGCAAAAUAAUUGUACAUGUCUUUUGAGCAAAAGUUCUCCUUUUUGUCUAUAUGGUGUUGUUUAAGUUUUAAGUCAAUAUAAACACUAAUUUUAUUUUCGUAUCCCAUUAGUCUAAUUUUUUUUUUGGACGGAUCUAAUGUAACACGUAAAUCCAAGUAGCUAUUUUUUUUUUAAUUUAAUUGUGGUUUGAACGGCUAAAUAGGGAAAUAGUGGAAUUUGGUUAAUUGAUAUAUUUUUAUGCCCAUCUAAUGGAUACAGUAUUGUGUAAUGGGAAUCAUAAGAAUGAUAGAAUGGAGAAUGAGAAAAUAAAGCUAAAAGAGGACAGUUUAGACAUGUAAUAUGAAUUAGUUUAGAAAAGGUCUUUAAAUGCAACCUACUGGUUAGACAUUCAUUACUUACAUUCUUACUAAAUAUCAACUCAAUAAUAGGACUAUGCUGUAAAAGUCCACAGUUGUGAGUCUAUAUAUACCCUCCAUACCCCCUACAUCCCACACUUUGGCUGGAUUGCCCUCCCAUUUCCUAAACAAUGGACCACAUUCUGUCGGCGAAUUUUGAAGCGUAUGAGUCUGCAUUUGCUGUUGUCAGUCGUCCUUACGAGGUUUGUUUGAUCAUCUAAUGUUCAUAUCCAUAUCAUAUAUAUCACCAACUUAUUAAAUAUUCAAAAAUAUUUUAAGUUGCAGAUGACUGCUUCUGUGGCAGAAUUUUUCGCAACAAGGUUUGAUGUUGAACUUAGUAACAGGUGGUUGUUAUUUGACCCUGUUGGUAAUAGGCAUUCUGUCCAAUUUAUUAAGUGUCCUGUUAAGCCACAAAUUUCAACUGGGUGGUUUGAAAUCCGUCAUUUUUAUGGAUUGGAGGGGGUGAGAUGGUGUAUUUUGAGAUAUAAAGGAGGGUCUAUGUUCGAUCUAUUUGUUUACGGUAGAAAUUCACAAGAGAUAGACUACCACAGAGGGCCUCGAUCCAAACACUUAGAGUAUCCCCCUAUGUUAGAGCCCAUUGUAACAAAUGUGCCAGAAUGGAGAUUUUAUCCAUGUUAUUUCACAGUGCAACUUACGGAAAGCCAGUCAAAAGGAAGCCAGUUGGUAAUGUUUUAAAUUGUAGGUUCCAUUCUUAAAGUCAUAUAAUUAUUUUGAAUAUCUAAUAUCUAUCC